AUGAAGUACAUCAUCGACAUCGGCGGCGUAACCAAUGGAGGGAAAACCACCCUCACCAAUCACCUGAUCAAGAACCUGCCCAACUGGUGCGUGAUCCAUCAGGAUGACUUCUUCAAGUCCCAAGAUCAGAUUGAAGUUGGUGAAGGUGGCUUUAAGCAGUAUGAUGUCAUCACUGCUCUGGACAUGGACGCCAUGAUGAGUAGGACCUACGCGUGGCUGGAGAACCCGGUGAAGUUUGAGAAGUCUCAUUGUGUUAAUAACACCCUGGACACAGAGAUCGUCCCAAAGUCCAACCACAAAGAGGAGGAGACUCACAUCCUCAUUGUGGAGGGCUUCCUGCUUCACACCUGCAGGCCUUUGAUGGAUGUGCUAAACCAACGCUACUUUAUUUCCAUCCCAUAUGAAGAAUGCAAAAAGAGGAAGUGCUCUAGGAAGUCCACGGUGCCAGACCCCCCUGGUCUGUUUGAUGGCCACGUCUGGACCAUGGACCUGGAACACAAGAACAUCUGCUCACUGUGAAAGAUUAUUGAGAGCAGCUUUUUGUGAUUUCUAUGCAGAACACUAUGUUUGCUGAGCUGUGAACUAUUAAACAAUUUAAGAAUAUGGAGUAUUGCUACUGUUUAUUAUUGUUCUCAGGUUUAUUGUUAAAUGUUUAGAGUGCUUCUUACUGUAUUUUAAAAUUUACAUUACUGCACAGAGCAUUUCAGAUUAUUUUACCACAGAUCAAGGGUACAGAUUGUUGUUCACUGUGUAUUGGGUAGUACUCAUUUUGAUUUAGACUGAUUAGUAUACAGAACCCACUGAUGUUUCUGGUUUACAGCUGAGAACUCGUUGCUAAAAGAACAGAAUAUUAUUUCUUAUUUUAGGUGUGAUAAUUGUCAGUAAACAUUCCAAGAAGUGGAAAUUAACAGGGUUGUAUAUAGUGCUGUUCUUGCACAAUAUUUGUCACUUAAUUGUCCUCAGGAUUCUGUCGUUGAGCUUCCUAGUUUUACAUAACAGACAGAUGCUGCAGCUGAUGAUGCUGUAAUUCACAUAAACAAGGAAACAAGUCCAUCAUAACUUGAAUGUUAACAGUCUAAAAUGAAAAGGUCAUAUCGAGCUUUCCUAUUGGGUUAAAGAGUCAAUAAAAACAUGAAAAAUACUUCUUAAAAGUGAGAGGUCGGUGUUCCAGCAAUAUGGUGGCAUAUAUGUAGGAAUACAAAAGUUCUACGUUUGAGAAAAAAGCAGCACCAAAGACAGCUAUCUAAAGAUAGAGAGAAGUGAGAAUAUUUUAAAUAUAGCAUCCACUUUAACUGAUUUUGAUCUUACUUGGCUAAAAUGCUUUGCAGUUGACCCAAUGUCACAGAUUAGCUUCCCUCCCAACUGUCCUUUCUACUUCUUGAAAUCUGUAUAAGUCCUUCAUAAAACUCCAUUUCAAAAGGAACCAAACUAACCCAUUUAAGUACAUUACCAACAAGCACUUCAAGGGCACUCAUUGAAAUACUUUAAAAUUCAAACAAAAUUUCAUCCCUGGAGUGUUAUUGGAAGACAUGAGUUUUUCUUUUUCUUUACUUUGUGACAUUUUUCAUGUUGGAAUUCAAGGUCAAAGAAGUUACUAUAUGUGG
Messenger RNA from Acanthochromis polyacanthus (spiny chromis), 1604 nucleotides. Its product is annotated as nicotinamide riboside kinase 2-like. Gene Ontology annotation, cellular component: cytoplasm. The transcript has a single exon. Lineage: Eukaryota; Metazoa; Chordata; Actinopteri; Pomacentridae. The coding region runs from base 1 to 519 and encodes 172 amino acids. The record is from RefSeq and is a predicted model, not a curated record.